AUGGCGGCGAUCGUCAGUAGCAAGAAAGCUCUUCGAAAAUCAAUAACGGCUGCUCUCCGUUCACUGCCCGGCCAUGAAAUCCAGUGCCAAUCGCAAGCCAUCACGCAAAGGCUCCUAUCUGCACCGUUCUUUCAGCGUAGCCAUGGCUUAAGCUGCUAUCUCAGCAUGCCGACGGGCGAAGUCGACACCGCGGAGAUCGUCUCGAGUGUACUACGCUCCGGGAAGACGCUCUUCGUGCCUAAGAUUGACAAGAGUGUCGACGGGAAGAUGGAUUUCCUCCGCGUGUACGACGUAGAAGAUGCCAAUACGCUCCCGACUGGAGUAUGGGGCAUCAGGGAACCUCCAUAUGAAUGGCAAGAUAGACCUCGAGCCAGUGAUGGAGCCGGUCUCGAUCUCAUAGUCUUACCAGGUGUUGCAUUCGACGAGUCGAGAUCGCGUUUAGGCCACGGAAAAGGAUAUUACGACAGGUUCAUAUCUGCGUGUACGGCGCACGCUCUCAAGCGCGAUCGGCAGAGGCCGCUUCUUGUGGCCCUCGCGCUUCGCGAACAAGUUCUCCCGGCCGCAUCGGUCCCGAUGGCGGAACAUGACUGGAAGGUGGACAUGAUUGUCCACCCGGAUGGGAUUAUCGGCGAUGAGGCUGCUGCAGAGCCCAGUCGUGGAAGAGAUGGUGGAGGCGGCGAUGAUUCGAUUGGCCGAGGAGGAUCGUUAGCGGACGCUGCGACGAUUGCCGUGGACUCAGUCCUACUCCAUUCACGAAAAAGACUAAAUGAACAGUAA
Messenger RNA from Punctularia strigosozonata HHB-11173 SS5, 777 nucleotides. RefSeq names its product nagb/rpia/CoA transferase-like protein. Gene Ontology annotation, molecular function: 5-formyltetrahydrofolate cyclo-ligase activity. The transcript has 6 exons. Gene Ontology annotation, biological process: tetrahydrofolate interconversion; folic acid-containing compound biosynthetic process. Bases 1 to 777 code for a protein of 258 amino acids. NCBI's taxonomy places the organism in Eukaryota, Fungi, Basidiomycota, Agaricomycetes, Corticiales, Punctulariaceae. The record is from RefSeq and is a predicted model, not a curated record. Gene Ontology annotation, cellular component: mitochondrion.